GGGGGGGCAGGGAACCGCUAGCCCGGGAAAGGCACUUAUCCUAAAGCUCCACCCAUCAAGGUGCCAGCCCCGAGGCAAAACGCAACGCGACUCUAGGGGGCAGCAGUUGCAGGAAGUGACGGCGUGGCCAUAGGAGCUUGGACUUCCUUUUCCGGGUGCUUCUUUAAUGCUUUCUUUCGCUGUUUUCUCUCCCUCGCUCUCUGGCCCGGGGGCUUCGCUCCGUAGGAAGCACGUGCGUGUUGUUGCAGGGUACCUCAGUUAAAACCAUGACCAGGUGGGCACGAACUAACACAGCACAUAACAAGAAAGCUUUGAAAGCAACAUCAUGGGAAGACAUGAAGAAGGGAUCUAUGGAACAAGCAACCCCAAAUCUACAAAAGCAUAAACAGUUUCAUUCCAGUGGUCUCUCCCUUAAGAAUGAUGUACCUCAAUCAAAAAACAAAAAGAAAACAUCUUAUACCAAUCAAGAUGUAAAUGGGUUCAUGGAAUAUCUAAGACAGAAUGGAAAUGUGACUGCAGCGGGUAGCUCAGAAAUAAGAGAAGAAAUAGAAGUAGCUCUCAAAAAAGAUAGUCGCAGAGAAGGAAGGAGGUUGAAAAGACAAAAAAUAAAGAAAAAUGCAAAGGUUUGUUACCAUUGCAGAAAACAAGGCCAUGGAGUGGCUGACUGCCCCGCAGUUCUUGAGAGUCAAGAUAUGGGCACUGGAAUCUGUUACCGAUGUGGUUCUACUGAACAUGAAAUAACCAAAUGCAAAGCCAAAGUAGACCCAGCUAUGGGAGAAUUUCCUUUUGCAAAAUGUUUCAUUUGUGGAGAGAUGGGACACCUAUCUAGAUCUUGUCCUGAUAAUCCUAAAGGACUUUAUGCUGAAGGUGGCGGUUGUAGACUUUGUGGUUCUGUAGAACAUUUUAAGAAAGAUUGCCCUGAAAACCAGAAUUCAGAUCACAUGGUCACAGUUGGCCGUUGGGCUGAGGGGAUGAGUGCAGAUUAUGAAGAAAUUUUAGAGGCUCCCAAACCACAGAAACCCAAAACAGCAGUAGCCAAGGUUGUUAAUUUUUGAUAGCAGACAGAUACCACCUUAUAGUAUGUUAUAAUUUGAACUGGGACUACCCUUCAGUGUUAGAAUUGAGUUCAACACAAAAGGAAACAGUUCCUGAACAUAUACUGCAAGUGGAAAUUUGAUCACCUAAAAGCAUUAUAAACAAUAUGAGUGUUGUUAAAAUUCCUUUUCUGGAGUUUUGUGCACUGAAGAGGCAUACCACCAGCAUGAAACAUUUAAAAAACAAGCAUUUGGUGCUUAAAUUGGAAUUUCUGGGGGAAACCUAGUUCUUAACAAAACAGCACCUGCAAAUGAUUUCAAUUGAUAAGAAUCUUGUUUUCUUAAAAAUAAAUGAAAAAUAAUGAAAUAAUUUGAAGUCAGGAAAUUAGAUCUGCUUAUGGAGGUGAGCUUUUUAUAUUUUUUCAUAAAAGUUAUAUUUUUAAAUGUAAUUUAUUUUACUACAGUGGUAUUUUAAGAGCUUGAGUUUUUCUACUCUUAAAAUGUAUUCUGUUUUUGAAUAUUUUAUAAAAAUUACUUUUCCUGUCAUGACUCUUAUUUCCUAAAAAUUUCAAUUUGCUCCUCUUUUUUUUUUGUCCAUGUCAUUACAUUUUUAUAUUUUUGGAAACAAAGUCCCUCAUAAAAAUGGAAAAUUGAUCUGUGCCUUUUGGAAAAGGAGAAGAGAAUAUUGGGCUUGCCUCUACUUUGGUUUUGCUAAAGAUACAGAAUUAUAAUUAAGUUAAACAGAACUGAAGUCUACCAGCACCUGUCUCCCCCUUGCCCCUUGUCCUUGAUUUUGGCAAGAGAAAUUCUAGCAAAGGGCCAGGUGGAUAUUUUUUUGUUGCAUAGAGCAUAUGGAGUCUAAAACUCAGCAAUGUGAUCAUGUAUUUAGAUGAGUCCGAGUGAGAUACAAGCAGCACCAUAAUGGAGUUAGAGAACACUAAUCAGGGAGACAUUAGAUCCUUUGUUUUAUUUGAUGAAUACAUGCAUACUUAAUACAUACAUUUCACAAGACAUAACUCUGCUAUUGUACUGUAUAAUAGAGUGACUCGGGUGUAUUGUGUAUUUCAUUUGAGAUUUUUACCUGAUUGGAUACAUUUAUAACUAAAGGAAACAGCUGUGAUUAGUUACUGCAGCUUUGCUAGCAAAAUAUUUACCAAAUAAGAAAAGAGAUACUUUUCACUGUUGUCAUGUCUGGGGAACUGAACAAUGUUGUUGUUUUUUAACAGGCUUCACUGUUUUCUUUCUUUAGUGAAAUGAAAACAUGAGGACAGCAAAUAGAACUCAAUAUUCUCAGGGCUUAAAGAAUUGGAUAUAUAUAUAUAUAUAUAUAUAAUCUGAUGAAACUGAACUAGAAUAGGAACAGCCACCCUUGGAAACUAAAUACUCAUUUGCUUUACCUGCCAUAGAAAGAGCAGAAUUACUCUUAUGUCGCCUGAAACUGUAUGAAACUGCCCCUCCAGCUCCCUGUAGUUCUCUUCAGUCCUCAGGGUAGCAUCUCCUCUUCUAUUCUGGUGGCCCCUUCCUCUACAUUUUAAAGUAAUCUUGACCCUCACUUGUAAAAUAAUCAAAUCUACUUUGCUGAUGCCAGAUAUCUCAUUUUAAAAUGACAAACCUCAA
Messenger RNA from Gracilinanus agilis (Agile Gracile Mouse Opossum), 2651 nucleotides. It is a transcript of the gene ZCCHC9, whose product is annotated as zinc finger CCHC-type containing 9. Gene Ontology annotation, molecular function: nucleic acid binding; zinc ion binding. Bases 267 to 1055 code for a protein of 262 amino acids. The record is from RefSeq and is a predicted model, not a curated record. NCBI's taxonomy places the organism in Eukaryota, Metazoa, Chordata, Mammalia, Didelphimorphia, Didelphidae. The transcript is spliced from 6 exons.